Molecule: messenger RNA, 1173 nt
Organism: Nerophis lumbriciformis (worm pipefish)
Lineage: Eukaryota; Metazoa; Chordata; Actinopteri; Syngnathiformes; Syngnathidae
Source: RefSeq, a predicted model, not a curated record
AUGAAGCCGAUCUACACCCUCGAUGACUUCGCGGCUGGCGGUCUCGAGAACCGUCGCGUGCUGAUGCGGGUGGACUUCAACGUGCCGAUGGAGAGCGCUGCAGACGGCGGCCGCCGGGUGAUGGACGCGACGCGUCUGGAGCAGGCCUUGCCGACCGUUCGCGAGUUGCUGGCGGCGCGCGCUCGGCUGGUCUUGAUCUCGCAUUGCGGCCGGCCCGGCGGCGAGUCCGAUGCCGAGCUCAGCUUGCGCCCAGUGGCCGACCGUUUUGGCGAGCUGUUGGGCCAGCCGGUUGGUUUCGGCGAAGACUGUGUUGGCGAGGCGGCUCGCCGGGCAGUCGAGGCUACCGAGUCCGGCGGUGUGACGUUGCUCGAGAAUCUGCGGUUUCAUGCGGCGGAGAAGGCCAACGAGGGAGAAUUCGCCGCCCAGUUGGCCCAGCAUGGCGAGGUCUACGUCAACGAUGCCUUUGGCACGGCCCACCGGGCCCACGCCUCGGUAGUCGGGGUGGCCGAGCGGAUCUCCCGCCGGGCCGCCGGCCGCCUGCUGCAGCCCUUUGUCGGCAUCCUCGGCGGCGCCAAGGUGAGUGGCAAGAUCGAGACCCUGCUCAAUCUGCUGCCCCGGCUAGACGUGCUGCUGCUCGGUGGUGGCAUGGCCAACACAUUUCUGGUCGCCGGCUCGGGCUGUGACUUGGCCAAUUCGCUGGUCGAGCCCGAGCGUUACGACGUGGCGCGUGUGAUCCUUGCCCAGGCUGCGGCAGCCGACACCGAGGUGUUGUUGCCUACCGACCUGGUGGUGACCGACGACUUCGAAAGACCCGGGCGGAUCGAGCAAGUGGCGGCCGAUGCCGUACCGGCCGGCAUGCUGGCGGUGGAUAUCGGCGAGGAGUCUCGGCGCCGAUUUGCCGCUGCGGUCGCGAAGGCCGGCACGCUGUUCUGGAAUGGGCCGCUCGGGGUGUUCGAAAAGCCGCCCUUCGAUGCCGGAACCGAAGCCAUAGCUGACAGCUUGGCUAGCUGCCCCGGAUUUACCGUGAUUGGUGGCGGCGAGACGGUGGCGGCAGUGAGCCGUGCUGGCGUCGCGGACCAGCUCGGCCAUGUCUCGACUGGCGGCGGCGCCUCGCUGGAGCUGUUGGCCGGCAAAUCCCUGCCAGCCGUGACGGUGCUGGAGAAGACGAUAUGA